AUGCCUGUACUAUCUGUGCCACGCCCUUACGAUGGCUACCCUACUAAUGUGCUUUCUGUCUUUCGACGAUUUCACGACCUCACUGGAGAAUGGCCAUGGCAACUGGUCGAGCACUUCGAGCCCCGUUACUGGAGCUAUCAGCUGGUGUACCGCUUCUACAGCCUCAUCAAAAACGAGCUAUCGCGCACAAGCUCUGUAACCCUAGACGACCUUGUCAAGUAUCUAUUUGACAAAUCUGCCCAGCACCCUAUGUCGAAAUACCGAUGCGUUCUCAGCAACAAGGUCAUUGGUCAGGCCGUUGAGUGGUUGGGCGAAAAGCGACAGGACUUUAUCCGUGGGUUCCGAUAUGAAACUAGACGACAAAGUGCCACAAGUGAUCGUGACCCAAAAUCAGCCCAGAAUGAAGCUAGUGGCUCACGCAAACGAUCCGCAGGGGGCGCUGCGAGUAACAACGAAGCCCAAGUCCCUGCAGCAUCCGCGAAGAAGCGCCUUAUGGUCACCUUCAAGUUUCAGCCAAAGCCAGUCGGAGACUGCAUUACUGUACAAGGCGACGAGUCGGACCAGAUUUCUGCCCGUGGGUACGCCGACCAAGCUAAUGGUGGACGAUCCAAUGUGAACCCACCAACCGGGUUGAUUACCCCUAUCGGAGAGAACGGCUGUGCAGAAGAGUCCCCUUUCCUGGACGUUACAUUCAAAACCUUCGAAGAAGCACAGAAAGCCUACACCGCCUACCUCAAGGGUGAAAUAACCACCUCGGGCAACAUCAUCCGUCGUUCGGAAGAGCAAAUUGAAACCACUAGUCGUCGUCAUCGCGAUUUAGUUCAAAAGAUCCUUCGAGAUACCGUUACGAAGGAUAACGCCGCCUCUGAAGUCACCGAAGCUCAGCAACAAAUGCUCAUCGCUAAAGAAGUCCAUGAUGCUGAAGCGGAAGCGCUCCGAGAAGCCCGUCGCAGUGCGAUUGCAAACCCAUCGGAUGCUGGAUCAGCACAGGCGAUAGCAGGGCUUGCCCACCGCGAACGGGAGUCUGGCCAGCAUCAAGAAGCUCAGCGCGCUAUCGUGGAAGUCAAGCAGAGGAUUCUGGUUGACAUUAUGACCAUGCUGAAGAAGACUGAAGCCGAAGCCGCCGUCCUGCCAGACAGACUGUGUGAGCUAGGCGAUGAAAAGGAAACAGAAGAGAAAAACGAACGGGACCUGACUAUUUUACGUCGUCUCAUCCGCUUGGGUCCCAAACUUGUCGAUCUCGUUGAUGAGCUUUUGGGUGAUCAAGAUAUCGAUGAUUGGUCAAGGGAAAAGGUCCAUGAGAUGGGACAAUUCGAGGACUAA
This is a messenger RNA of Fusarium pseudograminearum CS3096, 1323 nucleotides long. RefSeq lists its product as uncharacterized. The record is from RefSeq and is a predicted model, not a curated record. Bases 1 to 1323 code for a protein of 440 amino acids. The transcript is spliced from 3 exons. Lineage: Eukaryota; Fungi; Ascomycota; Sordariomycetes; Hypocreales; Nectriaceae.